GCGAGGCAUGGACAGCGCGGCAGCCUUCGGCAUGGACAAGCAGUUCGGCCCCAGCCCCGGGCGGAUCCUGGAGCCGCCUGACAACCCGCAGGGCAGGAAAAACUUCAGUGUCAGCCACCUCCUGGACCUGGAGGAAGUGGCGGCCGGCAUGAACGGGGGCAAGGAGCCCGGCCCGGAGGCGAGGGACGGCGCGAAGGGGCUGCAGGAGCCGUCCGGCGGCAGCAGCGGCAGCGAGGCGGCCCCCCAGGACAGUGAGAGUCUGAGUCCGAGCCGUGGGGCUGCCAAGCGGAAGAAGAAGCAGAGGAGGAACCGCACCACAUUCAACAGCAGCCAGCUCCAGGCGCUGGAGCGGGUCUUCGAGAGGACGCAUUACCCCGAUGCUUUUGUGCGAGAGGAGCUAGCGCGGCGGGUCAACCUCAGUGAGGCCAGAGUCCAGGUGUGGUUCCAGAACCGAAGGGCCAAGUUCCGUCGCAACGAGCGGGCGAUGCUGGCCAACAGGUCCGCAUCGCUCCUCAAAUCCUAUAGCCAAGACGCAGCCAUUGAACAGCCGAUGGCCCCCAGGCCGACUGCCUUGAGCCCAGAGUAUCUCUCCUGGACCACCACAUCCCCAUACAGCACUGUGCCAUCCUACAGCUCAAGCGGCACCGCGACGCCCGCCCAGGGGGUGAACAUGGCAAACAGCAUCGCCAGCUUACGCCUCAAAGCCAAAGAGUUCAGCCUGCAUCAGAGCCAUGUGCCCACUGUGAACUGACUGCACAUCCCCAGAACCGGGACAAACUACCAAUGUGCCUGCCCUAGGCGGGAGAGCAUCUUCCCGAUCACGAGAGGCCAGCUUGCCGCGCCUGUCCCAGUCUAAACCCAAACCCUUGUGACUCUCAGCCAAUGCCAAGUGCAUCACCAGCACCCCCUUCUUCUCCUGGUCCCUUUUGAAAGCACAGCAAGUCACAAUCCCCUUUGGAAAGUGGUGUGUAAUUGUAGCCACAGACGGCGUGAACUUGGUAAGAAAGUUGCUUUCCCCACACACUCUAUAAUAAAAUAUACGUAUACACACACACACACACACAUUUCAAGGAUGAACAGUCUUGCCAAGUUAACAUGAAUAUGCUUCCGAACAGGGAAGAAUCUUGGACUACCGGAUUUGACCAAUUUGGAUAUCUCAGCUGGACAGCCAAAGAGCGACUGAGUAUCCUCCUACGCUGGGGUCGCUGACCUUUGUUGGGAGGAUCACUACAUUGUAUCAUGUCAAUUAUAUAGUCCCUUUUCCUUUGGUUGUCACUCAAACUUGACUGUUCAGCCGUUGCGUUUGUAGCCGAUUCACAUUAUACGACAGCAUUUCCAAGGCUGACAGAUUGGCUCAUAUAUUUUUGUGUCACCAGACUGCAAUGCUUGAGCGAGAAAGACUUUUGCAAGCGGGACUGCCCACCCCUGCUGUAUAUAUUCAUUACCCUAACCCUGCAUUGUGCUGUGUACAUUUAGGUGUAGCCAGCUGCCCAUGCCAAUGUAAGAUAUAUGCUACCGACUUUUUUUUUUUAAACCAUUAGUCAAAGGCGAAGAUGAUGGUUUGAGUGCUCAGGAGAACUCACUCCAACUAGCUGCCGGGACUUUGCAGCUUUCCAGAAGUUGAUGUUUGCUCUGCACUUUGUGGUUAAGUCAAUGAAUUCACAAGCAAGUCUGAAGGGGCUCGGGUCAUGGAACUGUCCUGGGGGAAAAAAAAGUCUGUGGACUUUAGCUGAGUGCCUCGUUGUCCACGCGCUAUGCAAAUGGCCAGGCAGGCUGCCUCCUUCGGAAACACUGCCUCUCUUGUGGACCUGGAUGUGGUUGAUGGCCUGGGCUCGUAAAUUAAACGCCUUCCGCAGCAAGUGGCUGCUUUCCCCAUCACCCCACCUCUUAGCAAUCUCUUCCCUGCCAAACAGCUGAAAAUCAAAAGCAGGGCUUUCAGAUACAACGUAAGAUGUGAACCAGCAGAACCUCAGCUGGAGGCCUCAGAGGUCUUGCUCAGCCAGGGCCUGCUCUGAGCUUUUUAGGCUGGGGCUUUAAUUAAUGGGGCUAGAGUAGGGGGCUGGACAGACAGCUCUGGAGACAGCUUCCCUUAUGUACGCACAGGUAUAACAUGGGCAGUGCAGGUUUCCCUUGGUACUGCUACACCACUCAGCCUCAACCCUGAUCUCAUGGGGCUCCCAGCCAGGGAGGAGAAGGGAGCUCAGUUUCCAGGCUCCAUUCAAGCCCCGACCUCUCUGCUGCGUGGUGCUGGUUUUAUGAUGUGGACAAAAUACCCACUGGAAACCGUUUAUUCAUUUCACAUAGGCCACCAAGCAGGCAUCAGCUGAAAACAGCUUUGGGUCCCAACUGACUUGCCCUGGAUUUGAGCUAGUGCCUUAGAAGUAAAAGGCAUCAUUGCCCAGUACCAAUCCCCCAGCCCAUUCAGUCCCCUGCUCUUUAAGGCCUGUGUCUUGCGGGGAAUUUAGUAAGGAAUGAAUGACUGUACUGGUAUGUUUAAGAACAAAGGCGGCUACUACUGAGACGCUCUCCUACAGAAAACGCUCUAAGGUAGGGUGACCAGAUGUCCCGAUUUUAUAGGAACAGUCCCGAUUUUGGGGGCUUUUUCUUAUAUAGGCACCUAUUACACCCCACCCUCCAUCCUGAUUUUUUUACACUUGCUGUCUGGUCACCCUACUCUAUGGGAAGCCCAGUAGUUUUGCUGUAGCCAGUACUACGGCGGUGGAAAGAGCUCGUAUCCCACAAUGUGGCAUUAAAAGGCACAACCACCUUCCCUCGCAGUCGUCACAGAUGCUGAACGGGCUCCAGGACAAAGGCACAGGUGGUGUUUCUGACGGGAUGGCAUAGCUCGUCCAUAACGAUAACCUAAUUUCUCCCCCACUUACUCCUUCCCUUGGGAGCAGCCUUUUCUUUCAUGGGUCUUUGGCUGCAGCCUGAUACGUUAGCUGGCAGGAGGAAUCAUGCACGGGACCAUCCGCUUCAAAAGACACGAGUCUCUAGUGCCCACAAGCUGGGCAGCGGCAGGGUUUGUAUCUGCUGUAGCCAUGAUAGGAGCAGCUCCUACGGAGCCGUUCUAACUUUCCACCCAGUAGAGCGAAGUGAUGCUCCAACCACUGAGUGACCCUUAGCUGCUGUUAUCAAGGUCUGGGAAGACCCAGGCCUUCUGGGCGGCACCAGCAGGGCCACACCGGGCCUGGGCGGUCCAGUGGGGAGGAUCCUGCCAGACUUACCUUCCUAGCUGCUUCCCAACAGAUGGAAGAUGUUUCCAAAAUCAAGGUGGCGACACCAUGUGUGUGUUUACCUUAACCGGACAUGGGGACGCAAACUUCUUAAAGAAACCAGCACAACCAAGGCCGAGAUCAUUGUCAGAGUGAGCAGACAAUAGCACCCACCCCCGUGGAACAGUGACCGUGCCCAAGAUGUUCCCAGCCCUGCUCGCUAUGCAUGUGGAUCACAGCUCUGAUGCUUUGCCUAGGCCGCUCCAGCCCCCACCCUCACGCUGGUGAUUCUGUACUUAAAUUCCACCAAUCAAUUCACGUGCUGUGGUACCUGAGCACUUCACAAUCUCUAAUGCAUUUACCCUCCCGACACCCCAUGCUAGCAUCUCCCUUGAAAUGAUGGGAGCAGAGGUGCAGAGAUAUGGGAGGGGGAGUGGCAUCGGGUGUACCAGGAUAGUUAAAGCAGUAGCUUUUCUGUGCGUAGAUAAGCUGGUCACACAGGAAAUCUGUGGCCCAGCAGUGAAGUGAAUCUUGGUCCCCUAAGUCUUCAGGGUAGCACCCCAACCCCUGAACCACCCUCUUUUCAAAAGUAAUUCCAGAUUUUCCAAACUGGCCAGCAUUUUGGGCCAUGAAUGCUUUGAAAGUAUGGCCCCUGCUGUGGGUGAUGGGCAUAGACAAUCUGGUCCUGAUCGCUUAGGAAAAAUCUGUCUCCAUGAGACCAAAUAUACUUGUCAGAUCAGGUACCCCACCAAUUACCCCCACGCCCCCCACCCCACCCACACGCAUUGCUGUGACUGUAGGGGGCCUCAUCUUAUGGGGAGCCUCUUGACCAGCAAGCACCUGCCAGCAUCCUGUUGAAUGCCACAUCUUGAAGACCAUCUAACCAGUGCCCAGUUUCAAACACUCGGCGAGAGGUCAUUUCAAGCACAUAGAGAACAGUUGUGACACUUCAUGCAAAACUGGUGGCGAGUGUCAUCAGAGCAGGGCUGAGGCCCAUUAGCAUGAACCAAGAGUGGAAGUGUAGAAAACCUUUCCCCGGGAAGGAGCUUGGGCGCAGGCAGAAGCGCAUGAGGCAGGGAAAAGAGAUCAUGGGCUUGAGUAAAGCUCUGGCUGCACCGGUUUCAGUUUAACACCGGGUGUCACUAGCACGGCACCAAACAGCCCAGGAUAACCACGCAGGACUGAAACGUCCUAUUUCCCCCAGUGAGAAAAGCCACGGAACAGCGAAUUCCACAUUUCCAGCCCCAGUGUUUGUUUGGUGCAAAAUAAAGAUCUCCAAGCACCGAUGACAGAAGCAGCGCACGAUGGAGGUAGCCUGUCAAAGCCAAGCCGUGCAGCCAUGGAUUGACUGAAGAUAGAACUCCCAUCAUGCGAAACUUUGCUUGGGGGUGGGAAGAGGGAAACUCUUGGAGCUUUUAUUCCCAUGGAAAACGUGGGGCUCUUUCCUGUUGUAUAAGACGAAACCGCAGAGAUAUAAAUGUCACUCCCUUUUUGAGAGCAUUCAUGAAAAUAAACCAGUUUAAUAGUUUGCAGAUGCUGUUUCUCUAAACGUAAAAAAAAAAAGGGGGGGGGGAUAAAUAUUUCUUUGCACAACCUCAAUUAGAAAACAUUUGCUCUUAAUUUUACAGCUAUCUUGGCAGCCUCCUCCAAAAUUGUCAGCUGACGUGAAAGCAUUACCGAGACAAGACACAAAUUGCCCCAGUGGAGUGAUAUCAGGAACUAGGGAUUGUUGUAAUCUAAGCUUGCUCGCUUCCUUUUUAUUUGUACAUUUCAAUUACUUGUAACAGGAUCUAUGGUGGGC
Messenger RNA from Terrapene triunguis (Three-toed box turtle), 5016 nucleotides. It is a transcript of the gene PRRX2, whose product is annotated as paired related homeobox 2. Gene Ontology annotation, molecular function: DNA-binding transcription factor activity, RNA polymerase II-specific; DNA binding. The coding region runs from base 8 to 751 and encodes 247 amino acids. The transcript has 4 exons. Gene Ontology annotation, biological process: regulation of DNA-templated transcription. The record is from RefSeq and is a predicted model, not a curated record. NCBI's taxonomy places the organism in Eukaryota, Metazoa, Chordata, Testudines, Emydidae.